GAACACCGUGCAUGCAGAAACGGAGGUGCCUCUUGUUGGGCUCGUCGGCCGCCGUAGCCCCUGCUAGGACAGCCCGUGCGAGCUUGCUGGAGGAGGAAGAGAAAGGCAGAGAGAAUCGGGUUACAAGAUGGCGGAUCUGUAGUAGUUACCGCGGCGGCGGCGGCGGCGAGAGAGCGAGCGAGCUCUGGGGGUCAAAGGGUGGGGAGGGUGGGUGUGUGCGGGGGUGAAGUGAGAGGUAACCGGGACUCCGGGCGGAAAGGUCUCAGUGGUUCUUGUUGCCCCUUCCCGCGGCUGAACCUUGGGAGCCAUGGUGAACUCGGGCCUCUCCGGAGCCGCCGCCGCCGCUGCAGCCACCGCCGCUACCGUCUCUCUAGAGUGAGGGGCGCGGACGAGGUGAGCAAGGAGGCGGCGGCUGGAGCUGUGGGGACAGCAGCCACCAUGUCGGAUACGCGGCGGCGAGUGAAGGUUUAUACCCUGAACGAAGACCGGCAAUGGGACGACCGAGGCACCGGGCACGUCUCCUCCACCUAUGUGGAGGAGCUCAAGGGAAUGUCGCUGCUGGUUCGGGCAGAGUCCGACGGAUCACUACUCUUGGAAUCAAAGAUAAAUCCAAACACUGCAUAUCAGAAACAACAGGAUACAUUAAUUGUUUGGUCAGAAGCUGAGAACUAUGAUCUGGCACUAAGUUUUCAGGAAAAAGCUGGCUGUGAUGAGAUCUGGGAAAAAAUUUGUCAGGUUCAAGGUAAGGAUCCAUCAGUGGAAGUCACACAGGACCUCAUUGAUGAAUCAGAAGAAGAACGAUUUGAAGAAAUGCCUGAAACCAGUCAUCUGAUUGACCUGCCCACAUGUGAACUCAAUAAACUUGAAGAGAUCGCUGACUUAGUUACCUCAGUUCUCUCCUCACCUAUCCGUAGGGAAAAGCUGGCUCUGGCCUUGGAAAAUGAAGGCUAUAUUAAAAAACUACUGCAGCUGUUCCAAGCUUGUGAGAACCUAGAAAACACUGAAGGCUUACACCAUUUGUAUGAAAUUAUUAGAGGAAUCUUAUUCCUAAAUAAGGCAACUCUGUUUGAGGUAAUGUUUUCUGAUGAGUGUAUCAUGGAUGUCGUGGGAUGCCUUGAAUAUGACCCUGCUUUGGCUCAGCCAAAAAGGCACAGAGAAUUCUUGACCAAAACUGCAAAGUUUAAGGAAGUUAUACCAAUAACAGACUCUGAACUAAGGCAAAAAAUACAUCAGACUUACAGGGUACAGUACAUUCAGGACAUAAUUUUGCCUACACCAUCAGUUUUUGAAGAGAAUUUUCUUUCUACUCUUACAUCUUUUAUUUUCUUCAACAAAGUUGAAAUAGUCAGCAUGUUGCAGGAAGAUGAAAAGUUUUUGUCUGAAGUUUUUGCACAAUUAACAGAUGAGGCCACGGAUGAUGAUAAACGACGUGAAUUGGUUAAUUUUUUCAAGGAAUUUUGUGCAUUUUCUCAGACAUUACAACCUCAAAACAGGGAUGCAUUUUUCAAAACUUUGGCAAAGUUGGGGAUUCUUCCUGCUCUUGAAAUUGUAAUGGGCAUGGAUGAUUUGCAAGUCAGAUCAGCUGCUACAGAUAUAUUUUCUUAUCUAGUAGAGUUUAGUCCUUCCAUGGUCCGAGAAUUUGUAAUGCAGGAAGCUCAGCAGAGUGAUGACGAUAUCCUUCUCAUUAAUGUAGUAAUUGAACAAAUGAUCUGUGAUACUGAUCCUGAGCUAGGAGGUGCUGUUCAGUUAAUGGGACUUCUUCGUACUCUAAUUGAUCCAGAGAACAUGCUGGCUACAACUAAUAAAACUGAAAAAAGUGAAUUUCUAAAUUUCUUCUACAACCAUUGUAUGCAUGUCCUCACAGCACCACUUUUGACCAAUACUUCAGAAGACAAAUGUGAAAAGGAUAAUAUAGUUGGAUCUAACAAAAACAGCACGAUUUGUCCCGAUAAUUAUCAAACAGCACAGCUGCUUGCCUUAAUUUUAGAGCUACUCACAUUUUGUGUGGAACAUCACACAUAUCACAUAAAAAACUAUAUUAUGAACAAGGACUUGCUAAGAAGAGUCUUGGUCUUGAUGAAUUCAAAGCACACUUUCCUGGCCUUGUGUGCUCUUCGUUUUAUGAGGCGGAUAAUUGGCCUUAAAGAUGAAUUUUACAAUCGUUACAUCACCAAGGGAAAUCUUUUUGAGCCAGUUAUAAAUGCUCUUCUGGAUAAUGGAACUCGGUACAAUCUGUUGAAUUCAGCUGUUAUUGAGUUAUUUGAAUUUAUAAGAGUGGAAGAUAUCAAGUCUCUUACUACACAUAUAGUUGAAAACUUUUAUAAAGCACUUGAAUCGAUUGAAUAUGUUCAGACAUUCAAAGGAUUGAAGACUAAAUAUGAGCAAGAAAAAGACAGACAAAAUCAGAAACUGAACAGUGUACCAUCUAUAUUGCGUAGUAACAGAUUUCGCAGAGAUGCAAAGGCAUUGGAAGAGGAUGAAGAAAUGUGGUUUAAUGAAGAUGAAGAGGAGGAAGGGAAAACAAUUGUGGCACCAGUGGAAAAAUCUAAGGCAGAAGAUGAUUUUCCAGAUAGUUAUGAAAAAUUCAUGGAGACUAAAAAGGCAAAGGAAAGUGAAGACAAGGAAAACCUUCCCAAAAGGACAUCUUCUGGUGGCUUCAAAUUUACUUUCUCCCACUCCACUAGUGCUGCUAAUGGAACAAACAGUACAAACAGUAAAUCUGUAGUGGCUCAGACACCACCAGCAAGUUCUAAUGGAUCCUCUUCCAAAACUACAAACUUGGCUACAUCAGUAACAGCCACCAAGGGAAGUUUGGUUGGUUUAGUGGAUUAUCCAGAUGAUGAAGAGGAAGAUGAAGAAGAAGAAACAUCUCCCAGGAAGAGACCUCGUCUUGGCUCAUAAAAUAUUUACUGGGGACCCUCAACAUGUGGUUGUACAAAAAUGCUGCAGCUGUUCAGUGAGCUGAAAAUCUGAAUCAGAAAGCUUUCUCACUUGAACUUAUAAAUAUACAAGGAAUAGCAAAAGACACUCAGUAUAUCAGCUAGGAGAGUUUAGCUCUGUAAAAAAAAAAAAAACCAGGCUUCCCAGGAACUUGAUCACUUGCUAGUAAUUAAUGGGUUUGCCUUUCAGGCUGUCAAAAAAAAAGUUAGUAACCAGAACCUGGGAGAUAGCUUCUCAGCAAGGGAACUCUCAGGUUUUGGGACGGUUUAGGGGAAGGACAAAGUUGAUAAAAUAAUAUUAAUGCAGGGUUGCUCCAGGAGGGUUUCUGAUUUAGAAACAGUUAUAAAACUUCAGUUGCAAACCCAAUAACAUUACUUGUAUAAUGGUGCUGGCCAUGUUGUUCUUUUAAUCAGUUGCCUCUUUUUAAAAGAAAUUUUUAUGGAAAACAAGUUCAACUAUCAUAAAAAAUGAAGUUAAGCUGUUGGGACCAUUUCUUUGAAGAUAUAACAGAAAUUCAGCCUUACUGGUAGGUAGAGGGAAAUACACCCUGUAUUACAGCACAUGUUGAGUUUUCUACACCAGGAACUUUCAAUGUGUAUUUUGAUGAAAACAAACAAGCUGGAUUCAAAAUGGGCAGUUUUGUUAAUAUAACUUUAAAAUCAGCACUUUUACAGAUAACAGAUGCCAAGAAUCAGUAUGGUAGUAUUCCAGAAUGAUUUUCUCUAGAAAUGGGAGUGGACUGAACAGAAUGUUUUCAACUGCCUACCAGUACAAUCUUUUGUGGAAGAUACUUUGAAGUCACUUUCUGCUUUGUUAAUAAAGUUGUCUCUCUCCAGAGCUGCAGGCAAGUUUUAAAGUGUAAUUUGUAAAGACUAACAUACAAAGAAUAGUGCUGAAUUAAGUGGCAUUUAAUAUCUACAGGCCAUUUUGAUCCAAGAAGUUACUUCAGUGUCAGAGUAUGCAGCACAUGAAGCUUUUCCAAGAACUAACAAGGGUGUAAUAUGAAAGCUGCUUUUUUUUUAAGAAUAAAAGCACAUUCCAUGUACGUAAAUGAAUAUAAAAUAAUAAACUGAGGCAAACAGUUAAGAGGUUUUAUUUUUAGAACAGCAAGUUAACUGUAAAUAUUUUAAUGUUAGUUUGCUCAUCUAUGAUCUGAGAUGCUGAAGUGAGAAAAACAUCCCCCAAACUACAAUUUAAUGCAUUGGGAAGAAAAAAACCAAAAAACUAAAAAUAGUAAUUCCAGCUACAGCCUUCAGAUCACCCUUGUAAUGUGUUACGGGUCCAUUUUUCCUGGAAUAGCUUAAACUGAAGCAGUUUCCCCUGUUUUGGAGAUUUUGUAGUUAAUUUUAAUUUUGGCUAUUGUUUGGAAGAUGGGCUGUCUGUGUAGAUACGAAGUAUAGUUUUUCCAUAAAACAGAUGUUUAUUUUGUAUUAAAAAUACCACUGUACUUGUUUUACACCAUUUGUAUACAUGUGGUGAUAUUAAUGCUGACCUGUAAAAUUCAGGAAUUAAAAUGUGACCCUGUAAUUCUAUGUUUGUUGCUUUUGUUUGGUUUCUUGUAAAUAUAAGUAAACUCCAUUUUGAGAUGUGUCCAUUUUACAAUAUCUUUUUAAAGCCAGUAAGUUAUCCAUAGAUAUUUAUUAUAGACCACUGUGUCAUACACCAAUCUGAAUGAAAGAAUUCUAAACAAGGGUCAAUUGCACAUAGAAGGUAUGCCUUGGACACAUAAAGUCCCAGCACCAAAGCAUCACAGCAUUGGGCUUUUACCACCUCUUUGAUUAAAGGUACAUAUAUUGAAAAAGACCUUCCACCUCAUAAAGGCAAGUGAAUCAGGAUUUAAACCAAGAUCAGUAAAGUUACCAUAUGAAUACAUUUUCUUUCAAGCAAAUUUUAUCAAGCCCCUUCACUCUUCUUAGCUCUUAUUAAAUUUCCUCUUGGACUCUAAUAAGCCCAACCCUAAAGCGUUUCCCUAUUUACUCUUGACUCUUCCUGAUUAAGUAAUUUUAAGUUCCAGUAGGAAGUAUUAUCUUUAUAUAUCUUAUGAAGUUUCUUUAAUUUUCCUUUCUGAAGAACUGCCACAAGUCUUUUAAAUCAUUUAAAUCAUCAUAGGAGAAACUUUUCUUAUAGCAGAAAUGUGAAUGUUUUGCUGAAUUACAGGAAAACACUUUUCAUGGUACAGAUGCUCACCCACAAUGAUACGAAAACAAGACUUAAAAAUAAUCCUUGAAAGAAUAACUAACUUAAGAUUACACGUUAGCUGCUGUCUUAAAUGUCUACCCUCAGGCAGAUCAAGAUUUUUAUCUUUAUCUUCACUCAGUGAAGCAAGCCGGAGCCCACAUUUGUAUGCCUGAGGUUCUCUUAAAAUUAUAUCUGUAAACAUGUAUGCAGUAUAGAAACUAUUUUUAAUAAAAAGCUAGAUGAACAGAUUUCUGUGUUUUAACCACUAGUUUUUCAACUUGUCCAUCUGUGAUGAAAAUGUGACAAAUAUAAAGUGAUGCUGAGUUUUCUCUGCACGUUGAAAGUUGGAACUAAUGUAAUUUUGGUAUCCCUUUUAAAAAGUUUAUAACGAUAGAUUUAAGGAGAUAAAAUGGAAUUGUAAGUUAAACUCAGGAGUGGCCCGUAACUAGAAAAGAGGGUGCUUAUGGGAUGACACAACACAGGAAGCUUCUGAAAGGAAGGUUUCUCUCCUACUAUUUCUGGUUAUUUUUUAGCAAAUGGACAACAGAACACUACCUGGGAUCACUUCACACACAGAAGACCUACACCCAUGGCAGAAUUCAGGUCAACAGGCUCAGGCAGUUGUUCCUUUAUCUGUUUUAAUGGUAGCUCUUCUAGAAAGAAAAAUAGAGUAUUUUUAACAUCCCCACGUCUAUUUUCAAAGUCCUGUUUGCGCCUGCCUCGAUGUGGGAUGCUAAAAUCUGUCCACCACCACCCCAGAGAACCACUCUUUUCAUUAGACUGAUCACCCUAUAUACCUGUUCACCCACAGCUACUCUAACUCACCCAGUAGUUUCCACACAGCAGCCACACAUCUUUUUUAAAUGAACAUUUUCAUCAUGAACCUUCCCUGCUUUAAAACUUUUCAGUGACUUCCAACUGCCACUAUAAAAUGUUUAAAACCCUCACAUUCCCUACAAGCCUUGCAAAUCAGCACCCUACCUAUCUCCAGUUCUGUGUGCUAACCCCCUCCCCUCAUUCUGUCUGUAUGCUAGCCAUACUGACAGCCGCAGGACCCUGUUUAUGAUAAAACACUGCCCUUUUCCCUUCUAACAAACACUUGGCUCUUCACUUGGCCCCAUGAAAGCAGGGACCCUGUCGAUCUACUAGGCUACUGUAUCCUUAGCAUGCAACACAAUGCUUAGCACAAACAAUGAAUGAAUGAAUGCACUAUCAGUUAGCUUUCUAUAUCUUCUCUCCAUGAGAGAACAUUAUUCAGAAAUUUGUAUUGAACUGGUCAGCAUAAGUAACUGCCUUCCCCGCCACCCUUUACCUCAAAUGUUUAAUAGUAACAAUAAGGUUAUAUUUGCAUUUACAAACACAAGUAUUUGAAACUAACAGGCUCUGUUUAAGGAUUAAAUAAUUUAUUUUUAAGAAAUUUUGAACUGCUUUGCUAAAUUGUUCUUAAAAUUACUUAUUAAUAACUUCUUCUUUAAGUUUCUCUGCAAGCAAUCUCCUCUUUAGUAAUGUUUGCUUCUCCUCUGCUGUCAUUUCUGGUUUCUCUGUCAUUUCCUUAAAAAAAAAUAAAAGAAAAAAAUUGGCUACA
Molecule: messenger RNA, 6703 nt
Organism: Globicephala melas (long-finned pilot whale)
Lineage: Eukaryota; Metazoa; Chordata; Mammalia; Artiodactyla; Delphinidae
Gene: PPP4R3B
Product: protein phosphatase 4 regulatory subunit 3B
Biological process (GO): DNA damage response; protein dephosphorylation
Cellular component (GO): nucleoplasm; protein phosphatase 4 complex
Molecular function (GO): protein phosphatase activator activity
Source: RefSeq, a predicted model, not a curated record